Messenger RNA from Fusarium sp. VM40, 1287 nucleotides. Lineage: Eukaryota; Fungi; Ascomycota; Sordariomycetes; Hypocreales; Nectriaceae. The record is from the annotation of a GenBank genome assembly.
AUGGCUCCAGCUGCUACGGGAGAGAUCGCGCCAAUGCAUCUACCCGUUGGUCCCUCGAAGCCAUUAAACAUCAGUGCCUCUGUCUUACAUGGUCCACGCGAUCUGCGGCUGGAAACAAGAACCAUCGAGGGUCCGGCAACGGGUGAGCUUCAAAUCGCUGUGAAAGCAACUGGCAUCUGCGGCUCAGACGUUUCCUACUAUAAGAAGUUUGCCAACGGCGAUCUUUGUGCUUGUCAACCACUAUCAUUGGGCCACGAAUCUUCUGGUGAAGUUGUUGCCAUCGGCUCUCAAGUGAAUGGCUUCAAGUUAGGAGACCGGGUUGCACUGGAGGUGGGCGUUGCUUGUGGAAACUGUGUCACUUGCCGCAAGGGUCGGUACAACUUGUGUAAAAAGUUGCGUUUCCGAAGCAGUGCCAAAACCUACCCUCAUUAUCAAGGCACAUUGCAGGAGAGAAUUAACCAUCCCGCGGUUUGGUGCCAUAAGCUCCCGGACAACGUUUCUUAUGACGCCGCUGCUCUUCUUGAGCCCUUGUCCGUGGCUAUCCACGCGGUCAACCGUGCUAGACCGGAGCCUGGCUCAACUGCUCUUAUUAUCGGAGCCGGUACAGUUGGAUUGUUGACCGCCGCAAUGGCUCGCCAAUCGGGCUGUACCUCAGUCACAAUAACCGACAUCGAUGCUGGUCGUGUUAACUAUGCUGUAAGCCGAGGAUUCGCAACACAUGGAUUCGUCACUCCUUUGUCGCGUCUGAACUCAUCAAACUACUCUUCUGGAAUCUCCACUCCCGAUACUGGUGCUAUAACUCCGGCGAGUACCUUCUCAACAGCAAGCCGCUUCGACGGAGCCAAAUCCCUGGCUGCAGAUAUCCUUGCAUCAUCCAACCCGGCAGGUGCAUUCGUGCUUGAAGAGGACGAAGACGGUGUAGAUGUUACUUUCGAAUGCACCGGAAAGGAGGUCUGUAUGCACACAGGCUUGUAUGCUACCAAAGCUGGUGGUAAACUCAUAAUGGUGGGUAUGGGGACUCCUGUUCAGACUCUUCCUCUGUCAGUGGCCCACCUCCGUGAGAUCGAUAUCCUGGGCGUUUUCCGCUAUUCCAACACCUACCCUACGGGAAUCCGAAUUUUGUGUUCUCAGGCCGCAAAGCCUUCAGGAUGUGGCCUACCCUCGCUGGAUGAUAUGGUAACCCACCGAUUCAAGGGUCUUGACAAGGCGCAGAGUGCUUUUGAGUUGGCAACACGCACCAGCGAUGAUGAGGGCAAUCUAGUAUUGAAGAUUGUGAUUGAGGCAUGA